AGUGCGCCACUGGGACCGUUUUAGGACCAUAGGUCACUUUUAAUUGGCCCUUGGCAUAUUCUAAAAAUAAAAUUUAUAUCAACCUACAUUGGAUUGGUUUUCACAUCUUUAAUGCACCAAAAGUCUAAGGUCAGCUGCGAUGGUCACAUCCUGGUCCAUAGUGACUCUCACAUCUGCUAAUGUGUUUUUUUAAUCAAAUGUACACUCAUGUUGUGAUGUUUGUGGAAAUGGCUUAUUUUUGUUAACCUUUCAUUUAUCUUCAAAAAAAAAAAAGUCGAAAGUCGAUCUUAAAAACAUUUAUUGAAAUCUGCAGCUGGUCGUCACGGUAACUAGAGGCACGUAUCAACAGAUAAAGACGGGAGGGAUGACCAGCUGGUAAGUUAGUCUUUAAGAAAUCUUCGUACAAAGAAUAACACCUAAUAAUUACUGUAAAAACACAUUAGCGGACAGUGGCAGGAUUAGUGCAGUGGCGCUACCUAGUGGAGAAACUGGGGAAUGACACUUUCAUAAAGAAGAAAGUCAUACUUUGAAGAAAGUAAUAGCAUUGUGGUCCAAGUGGUGUUAUAAACACAGCAAACGUCAACAUGCUCCAAAUUCAACUGCGGCCUGUGUUCAACACACACAGAUGUGUGCGGGAGAUGACAUAAAUCCGAAGCAUCCCUGCGGGCUACAAUAACAGUAAUCCCAGAGUGAGCACAGAAAAGGUGGAGCCGACUGAAAGCUGCAGUAGAAAGUGGGUCAGCGCCAGUAAACACAUUUGCUGCUGGACGCCACAAGCACAAGUACAGCGUGGCAGUCUGGAAGCUUCUGUCAGGAGCUAACAUGGUCAACAAACUACUAGCACAACCUUUACAUCAUUAUUACCAUUAUCAUCAGUGAUUGUUAAAAGUCACAAAAGUUUAAUGAACAGCAUUUCAUAGUGGCUGACAAGACAUCAUGUCGAUGAAAUGUCUAAAUUAGACUGAAGUUAGUGUCAGAGACUAAUAGAAAACAUGUGUUUCUACUUUUCCACAGAGUCCAUCUUUGAGUCUUUCCAGGGGCAGCUUUGCUCUACAGCUUGGCCUUGGCUGGCUGCAGCUGAAGAUUCUGGAGCUUCAUGGCCAGGCCCAUGUUGCCUGUGAUCUUCAGCUUGCCCUGGAAGAAGGCCUGCCCGUCAGGAGAGAGAAGAUGUCAGUUUGGGCCAAGCUGGGCAGAGCUGGCCCGGGCCGUCAUGCACACGCUACUGGCUUGCAGAGUUACCGUGAGAGAUUAACUAUGGUCGGAAAGUGGGACAAGAGCUUAUGGGAAGUGUGUUGAAGCUGGACGCCUGUCAAUCAAACCAUUUCGACAUUUCACACUAAGACUUUUAUUUCUCCUUCCUUUGCGUCACCAUCGACUUGUUCUGCUCGUACUUAAAAUAACUUGGGUCAAAUAGGGGCAGGCAUGACUAAGUGAUUACAGAUAGUUUUUUCAGGAGACGUAAUUCAUCUUGACAGAGUAUUGUCUGACCUAAACAGAUACAGAACAUGAACAUCACAGAGUGGAUGGAGUGUUUCCUACAGGACUGCAAUAUAUUUGUGGCGGCUGGGAGUUACAACAACUAGUAUGAGAGUUAUAUCACCUUGUCAUUUUUGCACUACAUAGAAGAGAACCCCUCCUCCUGUGAAAAAAGUACAUUUUAAAUGAGCUACUUUUUACGUUUACUAGAUUUUUAGACCAGUCAUCAUACUUAUAGUUUGGAUUGUUGGACAUGAAGUUGUAUGACAUCCCCAUUAGCAGUGUAGUGCAAUUACAGUGAUGUUUCCCUCCCAAUUCGUCCGGUGAGCCGAGUUCUGGUCGUUUUUGGUGUUUAAGAAAAGUAUUUCCGGCUAGUUGGUGGGGUCACUACAGAGUUUUGCUUCUCAAGACAAUAUGUGUUCAAAAGAGUAAUACAUUUGUAUCACAAAACCGUUUUCCACGCCAAAGUCGUCAAAAUCCCUCAGCGUUUUCUCUCCAUUUGUAUCAGCGCGCUGCCGCCAGCUGUCAACUGUUGCACACAUUACAUGAGCUGUUUCACAGUGUUUACUGUUUGGAUAGUGAAAGUAAACAUUGGGGGAACAUUGGUGAUGACAGGGUCAUUAGGGUCCAUCGUUGCAUGCUCACCAUUUGGGGAGUGUUGAGUGCAACAUCCGGGUGCUGACAGUGUACUGCAUUUGCCCUAAUUCUAUUUGACGCACUCAUACACUCGAAAUGCUAAGCGUAAGUGUGGAAGGGCACAAAUUGAAACACAUCCCUAGUUUGCUGUCUCAGUGAGCUGCUAUGAUCGGAAUCACAAGAGGACAUGAACAGGAAGACAACUUUGGUGACAUUUUCUUUUAGAAAAAAAAAGUUUUAAGUACAAUGACCGUGUGAAUGGAGUUAGGCUCCGCAGGCUGCUGAUGUUAGCAUGUGUGUUGGUUUCUUUCUUACACUAGACUAAUAUUUGUGAAAGUUGUCUCUAUGAAUGCUCACCGUCUGAGGGUUCAUCUUUCCCGUCAACAAGGCCAGCAAGUCUGAGUCAGACAUGGCGAUGGUGCAAUCUGCUUUCUUAGCUGAUGGACACAAGUCGACAUUGUGUUAAUGAUUGGUGAAGUCAGACAAAUGACCCAACGAGCGAGGGCCCUCACCUGUGUCAUUGUGCACACAGCCACUGCCGUUCUUCACAUCCACAAACCACGUGGCCUCCUGUCCGUUUGGACCGUCCUUCACUUUAAAGGCAAACACGCCCCCGAUCUUCUUGACAAACUUCUCUCCUUCCUGUCGAAAGAGCACAAGUAUUGAGAGACACAUGAGAACAUUUUAGCAUUAGCAACAAGUCAUGUGAUCACCUCCUGGAGCAUCUUGUUGAUCUCCUGGAACACAGCGUGAGCCUUGAACCCUUCCAGUCCAUCAGUGGCGCUGCUCCACACGGCCUGAAUCCUUCAUAGUACAAUUAGCAUAGUAUCAAUGAUACAGGCUGUCAUCCAUACCUGCUCACAUUUGCAUUUGAAAUUAAGGGCAUUUUUAUCGUCACUAAUCGCCAACAUAGUGGAAGGUUUAAACUCUUGGAAUGUUUGUACAUACCAUCACUGAACACACACACGAUGAGGAAACGUGACACAAUUUGAACAAGACGAUGACAACUGAUAACAUUAGCUAAUGCUAAUUAGCCUCACAAAUGUGAGCAGUUAUCGACGCGUCCAGCAACAUUCGUGUUCGUACCUUGGUGUGUGUGUUUCGGGCAUUUUAUUGCCGCUCUAUGGGAACAAAAAAGCUCUUCUAGGUUGUAAAAAGCUGCAAGGUGUCGCUGAACUUUGCUGUUCUUUGCUAACUGCACUUCCGGGUCCCCCUCCUGAACUUCAGACUCGAUGUGUCAAUGUCAGAGUUAUCUCUCAAAGAGUGUCUGCGACAACUGUUAUCAUUAGCUAAUGUUAACUUUACCUCGUUAAUAUGCGACCUCCCUAAUGAGAGCAGUUUAUCGACACUUUCAGGAACAUUAGUGUCCGUACCUUGGUGUGUGUAUUUCGGGCAUGUUAUAGCUGCGCUCGAGGUACAAAAAAAUGCACGUGAAGGUUCUUAAGCGCUGCAAGGUGUCUCUGAACUUUGCUCUAGUGCCUCCUCCCGACUCCUGCUCAACUUCAGACUCGAUGAGUCGAUACCAGAGUGAUCUCUCAGCAUAAAACUCGCAACUUCAAACGUCAAGUUCUACUGUUACAUUGUUGUACCACGCUCACACUGUCUAUAAUAUAAUACAAUGAUGUUGUAGUGCCCUACGAUGGAGUAAAGGCAGCAUAUUUACACUUUGUUGGAAUGAUUGUCCCUCGCUCGAAGUAAAGCACGCAUACACACACAAAAAACAUUCCGUCAGUAAUGUCAGCAAAAUACACUGCUCUCUGCUGGCCAAAAGGCAAAACUGCAGUAGCCUCAUAAUACUUGUAUUUUUCUGUGAUUGGAAAUUCUUACUAUAUGCACUUUAAAUCAUACUGAUGUUUUUCAAGAAAUGUCAGUCAUUAUGAAAUUUAAGUUUUUUUCUCGUUUAACUUGUGGUCAAAUGUAAAGGUGUAUUGUGCAAACUAAAUAAAAUAAUGACUGCUCAUGUAAACGUCCAUAAAAUUUCUAUUUCACGAAUAUUAAUUCCAUCAUUUAAAAAAAGUGCGGAUGAGGAUACUCUUGGGUUGUUUUGGGGACAACUCUGACCCCAUCCACAGUGGACUCCACUGUACUGGGUUUGGUAGUCCACACAUGACGUAGGCGUACAAAGGUCACGUGACACACCUGUUCAUUUUACUUCCUGGUUUAAAUUCGUUUUUAAGUGAACGUGUUUUAAAAUUAUAUGACCUUAAAUGCUCAACGGUAAGAUUUUCUGUGCGGGGCGACGUUUCGUCAGAAGAUUAAAAAAGCGAACAAAGGAAGCUGGUUCUUAGCGAGUAAGCUAACGAAGCAGCAGGCGGUUGCUAACGUUAGCUAGCUGCUCCUUAGCUUCAGCUGUCUUCCGACUUGUCGUUUGGCCUGUGAGCUUCUUCAUCAAAGCUUCAGUUUGUUUACUUCACCAGUCAUGGCCAAGCUACUGUCAAUGCAAAGUUUGGCGUCUUUGAGGAAACCCGCUGGGUUUGUUCGUUCCAGAGUGACUUCAUUGGGAUUUACAAAGCGAAACUACAGCGGCAAAAAUGAAUCUUCGUCAUCAGAAUACCUGCACAGAAGCGUUGUGCCAAGCAUGCAUUAUCAGAAGAGUUUGCCCAGAUUACGUAUCCCAAAGCUGGAGGAAACCAUCAGGAAGUAUUUAGCCGCUCAAAAGCCUCUUUUAGACGAUGAUCACUUCCGAACCACAGAGAAACUGGCUCAAGACUUUCUAACUGGGGAGGGCAAAAGCCUACAAGAGGAUUUGGUGGCUCAGGAUAAAAACAACAAUCAUACCAGCUACAUUUCUGGUCCGUGGUUCGACAUGUACCUGUCGGCACGUGAGCCAGUGGUGCUGAACUUUAACCCCUUCAUGUCGUUCAACCCCGACCCCAAAAGUGAGUACAACAACCAGCUGGUGCGAGCAAGCAACAUGGUGUGCUCGGCUGUGCGCUUCAUGAAAACACUUCGAGCUGGACUGCUAGAGCCGGAGGUUUUCCACCUCAACCCGGCAAAGAGUGACACGGAUGCCUUCAAGAAGCUGAUCCGCUGGGUGCCCUCCUCCCUGUCCUGGUACGGUGCCUUCAUGGUCAAGGCCUACCCGCUGGACAUGUCACAGUACUUCCGCCUCUUCAACUCCAGCCGCAUUCCCAAGCAAGGACGUGACGAGCUCUUCACCGAUGAGAAAGGGCGACACCUGCUUGUGAUGAGGAAAGGCAACAUGUACGUGUUUGAUAUCGUGGAUGGCAACGGCAAUUUGGUGGCACCCAUGGAGAUCCAGUCCCACUUGAAGUACAUUUUGUCUGACACAACGCCGGCGCCAGCCUUCCCUCUCGGAGUCCUGACCAGUGAGAAUAGGGAUGUGUGGGCAGGCCUUCGAGACAAGCUGAUAGCUGCCGGGAACGCAGAGGAUUUACGGACUGUCGACAGCGCUAUUUUCUGUCUGUGCCUGGAUGACGUGAGCCUCAGCGAUCCUGUGCACGUUUCGCACAACAUGCUGCAUGGCGACGGCUGCAACCGCUGGUAUGACAAGUCCUUCAGCAUCAUCAUAGCCCAGGACGGACAAACUGCCAUCAACUUUGAACACUCGUGGGGCGAUGGCGUGGCCGUGCUCCGCUUCCAGAAUGAAAUCUUCAAAGACACCACAGAGAAGCCGCUCGUGCAUCCGGGCUCCACCCCCGCCGCCGAUUCUGUGUCUGCUGUGCGCCGUCUGCACUUCAAGCUGGACGGCGAGCUGAAAAAUGGCAUCAAGAAGGCCAAAGCCACCUUUGACUCGGCCGUGUCCAAGCUCACCAUUGACGCCAUGCAGUUCAAACACGGCGGCAAGGAGCAGCUGAAGAAGAGCAAGCUGAGUCCGGAUGCCGUCGCCCAGCUGGCCUUUCAAAUGGGCUUCCUGAGGCAGUACGGCCAGACGGUCGCCACCUACGAGUCUUGCAGCACAGCCGCCUUCAAACACGGACGCACGGAGACCAUCCGUCCUGCCACCGCCUUUACCAAACUAUGCUCGCACGCCUUUGUAUGUGAGGCAGGGAAGCACAGCGUGGCGGAGCUGCAAGCCAUGCUCCACCAGUGCUCUAAAUAUCACGGGCAGCUCACCAAGGAGGCUGCCAUGGGUCAGGGUUUUGACCGCCACCUGUUCGCCCUGCGUUACCUGGCCGGGUCCAAAGGUCAGCCUCUGCAUGGCCUGUACACUGACCCCGCAUACGCCGCCAUCAACCACAACAUCCUAUCCACCAGUACCCUCACCAGUCCCGCCGUCAGCCUUGGAGGCUUUGCACCAGUGGUACCUGAUGGUUUUGGCGUGGGGUACGGUGUUCACGAGGAUUGGAUAGGCUGCAACGUUAGCAGCUACCCAGCUCGUGACGUGCACCAGUUUCUUGAGUGUGUGCACAAAUCUCUGGAGGACAUUUUCUGUGUCGUGGAGGGAAAGUCGCUUAGCUGAGGUUCACUCGUCAUGAAGAACUUCUGAUGCUCUCGGUCAAAAUGCGGUAAAAUUUUAGACUUACGACAUGUGAGACCAAAAACUGAACAUCGACUCAGUUUCAUCAGGUGUGCAUGAGUGAAAAAUAGUGAAAAUUACACUGGUUCAUGUUUACAUGCGUGAGGUCUUGGUCACAUGAUUCAGUGGUUCAUAGCCUGCAUUGCCUUAUCAGAGACAUUUCUCUUCUCCUCCAGCCAGAAUCGUGUCCUUGAAUGUGUGUCAAAACAUACGCAUCGGUUUGUAUAAAUGACCAUUAAAAGCAAUAGAGUUAAGUACA
This is a messenger RNA of Dunckerocampus dactyliophorus (ringed pipefish), 6851 nucleotides long. RefSeq names its product carnitine palmitoyltransferase 2 (gene cpt2). Gene Ontology annotation, cellular component: mitochondrion. Gene Ontology annotation, molecular function: carnitine O-palmitoyltransferase activity. The transcript is spliced from 5 exons. Lineage: Eukaryota; Metazoa; Chordata; Actinopteri; Syngnathiformes; Syngnathidae. Bases 4532 to 6535 code for a protein of 667 amino acids. The record is from RefSeq and is a predicted model, not a curated record. Gene Ontology annotation, biological process: fatty acid beta-oxidation.